This is a messenger RNA of Merops nubicus (carmine bee-eater), 350 nucleotides long. RefSeq names its product solute carrier family 25 member 36. Gene Ontology annotation, cellular component: mitochondrion. NCBI's taxonomy places the organism in Eukaryota, Metazoa, Chordata, Aves, Coraciiformes, Meropidae. Gene Ontology annotation, molecular function: pyrimidine nucleotide transmembrane transporter activity. The transcript is spliced from 3 exons. Gene Ontology annotation, biological process: pyrimidine nucleotide import into mitochondrion. The record is from RefSeq and is a predicted model, not a curated record. The annotation marks the transcript as partial.
AUGUGGAGGUACUGUUGGUGCCAUUCUGACAUGUCCACUGGAAGUUGUGAAAACACGAUUGCAGUCCUCCUCUGUGACUCUCUACAUCUCUGAAGUCCAUCUCAACACUGUGAAUGGUGCUACUGUCAAUCGAGUAACCAGAGUUUCUCCUGGACCUCUCCAUUGCUUGAAGAUGAUCUUGCAGAAGGAAGGUCCUCGCUCUCUCUUUAGAGGGCUUGGUCCUAAUUUAGUAGGCGUGGCUCCUUCCAGAGCGAUAUAUUUUGCUGCUUACUCAAACUGCAAGGAAAAGUUGAACAGUAUUUUCCAUCCAGAUUCUACCCAGGUACACAUGAUUUCAGCUGGUGUGGCAG